Molecule: messenger RNA, 3164 nt
Organism: Sardina pilchardus (European sardine)
Lineage: Eukaryota; Metazoa; Chordata; Actinopteri; Clupeiformes; Clupeidae
Product: anoctamin-9
Exons: 24
Coding region: 159-2495 (778 amino acids)
Biological process (GO): chloride transmembrane transport
Cellular component (GO): plasma membrane
Molecular function (GO): chloride channel activity
Source: RefSeq, a predicted model, not a curated record
CAUAUCGUGUGUGGUGGCGAGUGAGUACAGGUAUUGUGUACUUGUGCUCAUGUCAAAACAUGGUCCACGAUUAAAUCACGGGCCCGAUGAGAACAUCCACAGCGAAGCGGAGUUUGAUGUGCGUGUAUUAGGAACCUCGAAAUAAAGGAACAUCUGUCAUGUCUAGCAGACUGCGCCAUAAGAGACAGGGGAGUAUCGACCUCCUGGAGGUGAUCGGGGUGGUCAACGAGAAGGGCAGUCAAAGUUAUCUUCCUCCUGUGCACACCCCUCUGACUUAUGACUAUGUGUUGGUGGCCAACCACUUGGACGACAUAAGCAGUGAGACGUUCAGGAAGCAAGUGGCGUUUGUGAAUGCCCUGAAAUCAAAGAAGCUGAAGAUAUCAAAAAUCCUAGAUGAUGACAAAGUGUUCUACGGGAUUAAAGCGCCCAAGGCGAUCUUUCAGCAGUACAGAUACCUCCUGAAGGUGUCCGACGCCUGCAACUGGAGUUAUGAGCAACAGGGCUCUGUGCCACUUUCCACAAGGAUAAGGAUAGUGAACUUCAUCUUGCACCACACCUGCAUCAGUGACACAGGAGAAUACUUGCAAGACCUGAUGAAGAAGAAUGUAUUUGAGGCUGAGUUCUGUUUACACGAGAAAAAGGAACAAAGGGAACUGAGAAAGAGUUGGGCACGGUGGACUGCUUGUUUCCAAGGGCAACCAAUUACCAAUGUCAGGAACUACUUUGGGGAGAAAGUGGCUCUGUAUUACUUGUGGCUGGGCUGGUACACCUUUCUCCUCAUUCCUGCUGCUGUCCUUGGGGUUGUUGUUUUCCUAUAUGGGCUGGCUUUCUACCAGACUAGCCCCUUGAUAAAUGAGGUGUGUGACUCCGACAUCAUCAUGUGUCCACUCUGUCACAAGUGCAAAGUGUGGAAUCUUUCAGAAAUAUGCACUUAUGCAAAGGUGAAUCUUCUUUUUGAUAACGAGGGUACAGUGGCAUUUGCCAUGUUUAUGGCUGUGUGGGCCACAGUUUUCAUAGAGUUCUGGAAGAGACACAGAGCCUCUUAUGUGUGCGAGUGGAAGGUUUUUGACUGGUCAGAAGAGGAGGAAGAACUGAUCCUGGAGAUCGUAAACGACCAUGACUGUGAACCCAAACAGCACAAACACUCGUACCUCCGUAGCAUCCUUGUCAUGGUGCUCGUCACCUUGAUGUUGGUGCUGAUCAUUGGUCUGGCCCAUGCCUUGGUGGUGUUCCGAGUGAUUGCUGCGGUGAAGCUGACCGACAGCAGCUGGGAGUUCCUGAGUGACCACGCCAGCCUCGUAGCGCUCAUGCUGGGGGCCGUGCUGCACUACCUCACCAUCACCAUCAUGACACGGGUCAAUCGGCUAGUGGCUAUCAAGCUGUGUGACAUAGAGCGUGUGCGCUCCAAUGCUGGCAUGGAGCGUAGCUUCACAGUGAAGAUGUUCACCUUCCAGUUCUUCACCCUCUUCUCCUCCCUCAUCUACACAGCCUUCUUCCUGGGAAGGAUAAACGGCCAUCCAGGGAAGUACACCAAGUUACUGGGCAAGUGGAGGCUCGAGGAGUGUCACCCAGGAGGCUGUCUGAUCGACCUGUUUAUUCAGAUGGCUAUCAUCAUGGUCCUGAAGCAGAGCAUCAACAACGUGUUUGAGAUCACUGGACCUUGGCUGGCUCGCUGGAUCAAGCGGCGGAAGCUCCCGCGGCAGAAGCGGAAGUGUGCCAACUGCUACGUGAAGGAGAACCAGGAGCCCAAGGAGGGCGUGCAGCUGUGCGACAACUGCAAACUGCAGGACCUGCAGCGCAACUACCGCCUCAACAAAGUGGACCGCUUCAGCCUCUUCAAUGAGUUCCUGGAGAUGGUAAUCCAGUUCAGCUUCACCACCAUCUUUGUUGCUGCCUUUCCUCUGGCCCCCCUCCUCGCGCUGCUCAACAACAUCAUUGAGAUCCGCCUGGACGCCAUCAAGAUGGUGAGCCUGGAGCGUCGCCUAGUGCCCCAGAAGACCAACAACAUCGGCGUGUGGACCACUGUGUUGGAGGCAGUGGGAGUUCUGGCGGUCGUCGCUAACGGCCUAGUGAUUGGUAUUUCCUCAGACUUCAUCCCUCGGCUGGUCUAUAAAUACUACUACGGCCCGUGCUACAACUCCACUGAGCCCAGUGUCAACUGUAUGUCGGGCUACAUCAGCAAUACUUUGUCCACCGUGGCUAACCCAGGCCUUGUUUUCGACCGCAGUCAACUGCAGAUAGAUGAGUUCCACAAUGUGACUUACUGCAGCUAUAAGGACUACCGCAGCAGUGAAGAUUACAGCCUAACCCCACAGUUCUGGCUCAUCUUGGCCGUGAGACUGGCCUUUGUCAUACUCUUUGAGCAUGUGGUGGUGAUUUGUAAGUUCAUUGCUGCCUGGUUUGUCCCAAGUUCAUCACUUCAGGUGAAAAACACAAGACUCCACGACAAGUUGAAGAGGCUAAAGGAAGAGUUAAGCGGCGAGAACUUCUAUUGAAGAAAAAGAUUGUUUCUUUUGGGACCCUAUAUAAGGAGGGAUCCAGACUAAUCAAGAACUCUUGAACUAAUGGUGUCUUGAUAAGUGGCCUGUUACGUCUAUACACAAGUGUCGAAGGAUUCAACUCUAAGAAAAACAUCUAACACAAUUUAUUCAAACUGCUGAAUUUGGGCCCUGAGGAGAAGGGUUCAAGAAAAGAAAAGAAAAGAAAAGAAAAGAAAUGAGAGAUGAUGAGAACUUGCACCUGUGCCUUCACUGUGAACUAUUGAGCUGUCUGCAAAUUGCUUGGUUGGCCUGGCCUGCAGCCACACCUUUGCUGGAAUGUUUAGAGGGACAGUGCAACUGUUCAACAACAAUCUGGUGCCAAUUAAUCCUGCUCUAUUGCAGCUGUUUUAUCUGGUUAAUGAUGAUUCAUCAUCUGUAACAUAGUAACAGCUGUUGCAUCAUGAAGUCUGUCUAUUGCCCUCCUCCAGGGAGUUAUAUUUACUGUACAUAUUAUAUGUACUAUUACUAUUGUAAAUAAUUAUUAUUGGCUUUAAAGCCGCGUUUGAGAGCCUGAAAUUCCAUAUAAUUUGUAAUUGAAUACAAUGUAUUGUUUUGCAUUACAAUUUCGGGAAAAUGAAGGAUUUUGUAUACUUUUUUACGAAUAAAAUUGACCUAGAAAUGGAA